AUGGGAGACAUUGGAGCACAACAUAUUGGCGAUGCUUUACAACACAAUACUGCACUCACAACUCUUAACCUGUCUGGAAACGAAAUUCAAGACACUGGAGCACAACAUAUUGGCGAUGCUUUACAACAUAAUACUGCACUCACAACUCUUAACCUGACUGCCAAUCAAAUUCGAGACACUGGAGCACAACAUAUUGGCGAUGCUUUACAACAUAAUACUACACUUACAACACUUAACCUCUCCGAGAAUCAAAUUGGAGAUAUAGGAGCACAACAUAUUGGUAAUGGUUUACGACACAAUACUACACUUACAACACUUAACCUCUGCGAGAAUCAAAUUGGAGAUAUAGGAGCACAACAUAUUGGGGAUGCUUUACAACACAAUGCUACACUUACAACACUUAACCUCUCCAAAAAUCAAAUCGGCGACAAAGCAGCAGAAUAUAUUGGCGAUGGUGUACGAAAUAAUACUGCACUCACAACACUUGAACUCUCCUACAAUCGAAUUGGACACAUUGGAGCACAACAUAUUGGCAAUGGUUUACGACAAAAUACUGUAAACACUAAUUCUAUCUUAAAUCUCUAAUCUUUGAACUAUCUACACGUUUCGCACAGACACUCACAACACUUCACCUCCACCGCAAUCAAAUCGGAGACAUAGGAGCACAACAUAUAGGAGAUGGUUUACGACACAAUACUGUAAACACUGAUUCCAUCUUGAGCCUCUUACCUUUGAACCAUCAACACGUUUUGCACAGACACUCACAACACUUGACCUCCACUACAAUCAAAUCGGAGACAUCGGAACACAACAUAUUGGCGAUGGUUUACGACACAAUACAGUAAACAUUGAUGCUAUCUUAAACCAUAUCAUUUAGCCACCUACAAUUUUCGCAUAGGCACUGACAACACUUAACCUCCGGUCGAAUCGAAUCGGAGACAGAGCAGCGAAACAUCUCGCUGAUUCUCUACAGCAAAACACUGUGAAUACUUAUUCUAUCUAACAUUGUGCCAUCUUCUACGCUUUUCACACAGACACUCACAACACUUGACCUUCAUUUGAAUGCAAUCGGACACAUAGGAGCACAACAUAUUGGCGAUGCCUUACACAACAAUACUGUAAAGAUUCAUUCGAUCUUCAACCAUAUCAUUUAAACUAUGUAUAUGUCUCAGAUAGGCACUCACAACACUUGUCCUGUCAGGAAAUGAAGUCGGAGACAUAGGAGCGCAGCAUAUUGGCGAUGGUUUAACACAUAAUAGUGUAAACAUUCAUUAUAUCUUAAACGAUAUCAUUGAACUACGUACACUUCUCACAUAGGCACUCACAACACUUAUCCUCGCUAGCAAUCAAAUCAAAGACAUAGGAGCACAACAUAUUGGCUAUUGUUUACAACACAAUACUGUAAGCAUUCAUUCUGUGUUAAAGUAUACCAUCUAACCAUCUACCGUUUCCAUAAAGACACUCAGAACACUUAACCUUUCUUACAAUAAAAUCGGAGACAUUGGAGCACAAUAUAUUGGCGAUGCUUUGGAGCACAAUACUGUAAAGAUUCAUUCUAUCUUGUACCAUAUGGUUUAUCGAUCUACACUUUUCGCACAGACACUCACAACACUUAACCUGCAUUACAAUGCGAUUGACCGGAGAGUUUUGAUUCGAGUGAUGGAUUUGGUCAAGCAAAAUAAUCAUGGAAAGUCUAAUGGAAAUUAAAAUCGAAAACAGUGUGUUGAGUAGGGAAAGGCUCUAGUGAAUAUGUGAGCUAGGUUCAUUGUUGUUUUUCUUGAACUCUUGGACAUAAAUAUUUCGAUUAUUAUCAGUUCGACGCCAGGUUAGCGGUUUUAGUUUUAGAGUGGAAAGGGGGGAGGGGGGAGGGGGGGGGGGGGGGGGGGGGAGGGGGAAGAAGAAGAAUAUAAAUCGUCGUCGCACGACAACGCUUGUUUCUGCGUAUGGCAACAAGACUUCAUGAGAUAUGUGAAGGUUCUUACUAUCCUUCCGCUGUAUAUAUAUAUCCAAAUAAGUAAAGCCAAAAGUCCCACUACUACAUAAACAACUGGCUAUAUAUAGCAACAGAGAGAACAGAGAGAACACAGAGAGAACAGAGAGAACACAGAGAGAGAAGAUAGAUCACGAAUAUGAAGAUAGUACAAAUCAAAUAACAAAGGGAGAGAAGAUAGAUCACAAACAUAAAGAUAGUACGAACACCUGGAUAUCUCUCGGACAGAGGAGAGAAAGAGAAAGAGAGAAGAUAGAUCAUGAACAUAAAGAUAGUACAAACACCUGGAUAUCUCUCGAACAGAAGAGAGAGAGAGAAAGAGAGAAGAUAGACCAUGAACAUAAAGAUAGUGCAAACACCUGGAUAUCUCUCGAACAGAGAAGAGAGAAAGAGAAAGAAGAUAUAUCAUGAACAUAAAGAAGGUACGAAUCAAACAACAGGUGAGAUGUAGGAAGAUAAUAAGAGAUACUGUAGAUGGGGCGACUCUACGACCUAACUGGAGAGCAGGUCGUAACAAGGUGGUCAAGUUAAUAUAAUAUUUAUUUGGAAAUUUCUAAUUCUGACUGCAUAUGAACAGUUAACAUUUGAGAUACAAGCAGAAUCAAGAAUUGUUAACACUUCUGCACACUUAAAUUUUUGAGUGAGAUUUAGUGUAAACUAUAGCCUUUGCUGAUUAUAGAAGUCAAGAUUCAUUGUUGUUGGAAACGUUUUACGAAAUGUGAAAGAUUUUUAUUCUCAAAAUCAGGUCGUAAAUUUAGAAGGGCAUAGGAGCACCGGUUUUGACCUUAUUCAAGGAUCACAUCAGGUGAUUAAAGACAUCUUAAUAGAUCAAACAAUUAAUUCAAAUGUCAUUUUGCAUUCCUUAAGCAAAUUUUGAGGAAAUGCACGAAUUGUGAGGCUAUUAAUCUAGAGCCAUAGAUUGAAAUCCUCGGCACGACGCGAUUCACUCUUGGAUAGAGGUCUCCUUCAAGUGUCUUUACUAUCUAUUAUUACAUUAAAUUCCUAAAUUCUACAAAUUAGCUGAAAGGUAAAGGAACUUUUGUAAUAAUUCAAAAACAAUAUAUCAGAGCAUACUAUUCCAGAUAUCAGCUACCCUCAUUCAUUUCCCUACUAACUGAUGGAGCACAGCAAAGAGCAACCGAUCGACUUGUAUUUUUAACCGCCAAAUGAAUGUUUUAGGCCCAAUGCUUUCUUUUCACGAAGACGCUAUCUAUUGAGAGUACUAUUUAAAUUCAACGGAAUAUAUGACUUCGCAACAAAAUGCUGAAAGAAACCCUCGUAAAAAUUUCCCAUGGCACUCGUAUCAUGCAAAUAUAACUACUGAUUAGGACUACAUAAUAUUUCUAUCUACAAUAGCAAGAGUCAUAUAUUUACUAUCAGAUGUGAAAUUUAUCAGAUAUUACAAACAAAAACAUGAAGAACAAUUUUUUUUAAUUUACUUCAAACAUAACAAUAGAAACACUGCGCAUAUAAAACAAGCCACAAAUUCCACAAAAAAUACGACAAAAUUACUACCGAGCAACCAAUAGUGUAGAAAUAAAUUUAGAAGUAAAAAGGAAACAUAAUUCCUAGACGAGAUGUUGCGAAAUCCAUACAGCAAUGAUUGUAUAUUUGUAUGGAUUAUUGAAAUUCUCCAUAGAAAAACAUUUGAGUUUUGCUGCGUCGUUCAUUAGAUUUAUUCUGUAUAAUCAAUUCUUGAGUCUAAAAGUCCGUAUAGCAUUAAAGAUUUAGGGUGUGGGUGGGGUGUGGGUGGGGUGAAGGGUGGGUGGGGUGAGGGGUGGGUGGGGUGAGGGGUGGGUGAGUGUGGGUGGGGUGUGGGUGUGGGUGGGGUGUGGGUGGGUGGGGUGAGGGGUUGGUGGGUGUGGGUGUGGGUGUAUUAAAGAAAAUUCACACCACACACCAGCACCCCACAUCCACACCCACACCCACACUCACACCCACACCCACACCUACACCCACACCCACACCCACACCCAUCCACACCCACACCCAUCCACACCCACACCCACACUCAUACUCACACCCACACCCCACCCACACCCACACCCAUACUCACACCCACACCCCACCCACACCCACACCCGCAUCCACACCCACCCACACUCCACACCCACACUCGCAC
Molecule: messenger RNA, 4112 nt
Organism: Rotaria sp. Silwood1
Lineage: Eukaryota; Metazoa; Rotifera; Eurotatoria; Philodinida; Philodinidae
Source: the annotation of a GenBank genome assembly